This is a messenger RNA of Homalodisca vitripennis (glassy-winged sharpshooter), 1216 nucleotides long. RefSeq names its product Werner Syndrome-like exonuclease. Bases 23 to 742 code for a protein of 239 amino acids. Lineage: Eukaryota; Metazoa; Arthropoda; Insecta; Hemiptera; Cicadellidae. The record is from RefSeq and is a predicted model, not a curated record. The transcript has a single exon. Gene Ontology annotation, molecular function: 3'-5' exonuclease activity; nucleic acid binding. Gene Ontology annotation, biological process: nucleobase-containing compound metabolic process.
UCUGUUAUAACGUAUUUCGGAGAUGGAGGAGAGAAAGUUGCCCAAAUGGAUGGAAAAAAGGGCAGCCGCGAGGAAGAAAAUAAAUGAAACCCUUCACAUAGCCGAAACAGAAAUUGAGAAGCCUUUAUUGUCUUUUGACGGGAAGUUGAAAUAUUUUGAUACAGUGGGUGAAUGGGGUUUUGUUUGUGAAGCUAUUUUGAAACAGCUGGAGACACUUGAAGAACUGGUCAUCGGAUUUGACUUGGAAUGGCCUGUGAGGUAUAAACUCGGACAAAGGCAAUGCAGGACGGCCUUGAUUCAGUUAUGUGUCAGCAAAGAAAUUUGUUACUUGUUGCAAGUUUAUGAAUGGCAGAAGCUUCCAAAAGUGUUCGUAAAUAUUAUCAGACAUCCCAAAGUAAAACUUGUUGGUGUCAAUAUCAGAUGUGAUGUAUGGAAACUGGGGCGGGACUUUGGCAUUUCCGUGGCCUCCAUCAUGGAAAACAAUGCAGUGGAACUGAAUCAUCUGGCUAACAGACUAUUUUCUAUAAAUGAAUGUUGGAGCUUAGAAAGAUUAGUUUUAUUUGUACUAAAAAUGCGGCUUGCUAAACCAGAAGGUAUUAGAUUGAGCAAUUGGGUUCAAAACCCUUUGACAAAAUAUCAGCUUGAAUAUGCUGCAAAUGAUGCGUAUGCUUCUUUGAUUCUCUACAAUAAAUUGAAAGAACUAGAAGUCAAAUUUAACUUGAAAGAUGAGCAUUUGAAAUAAAGACCUGGCCCAAGUUGAGUGCAAGGAUCAAUUGAAGAUUUUUUCUUUGGUAGCCAUUAAUGAGUAAACUACAUCGAAGUAUUGGAUUCUAACGGGAAACUUCUUUUGGUUUUAGAAGCAGCUUACCUUUAUUUUAUUCUUCCAGAUAAUACUAUAGACAAACAAAAUGUAACAAGAAAAAUAUGAAAACACAAUUUUUAAUAUCAUCUUUCUUAAUUUAAGAAUUAUUGAAGACUUAUGGAUGCACAAGUAUUUAAUCUAACAUAACAUCAUACUAGUGAAGUUAUGCAUUUUAAUUACUACAGUUUUGUUAUAUAAAUAGUAAAUUUUACAAUCAAGUGAAAAUUUUAUUAGAAAAAUUUGUGCCAAUUACUUUGCCACUUAAAUCUACAAAUCUUUUGUUUAUAAUCGUAUAAGACAUUUUAUUAAAUUUAAAUGUGUAUUCUUAAUGGUUUAAAGGAUUUUUUUACAUUU